ACGAGGGUGCAGCAGCGGGCGAUACCGCACAUCCUUCGCGGGGAGGACGUCCUGAUCCGCGCCGAGACGGGUUCGGGGAAGACACUCGCGUACAUGUGCCCGAUCUUGGCGGCGCUGGGCGGGAUCGUCCCGAGGAUCACCCGCGAGGACGGCACGAGGGCGCUGGUCAUGGUGCCGACGCGGGAGCUCGCGGCGCAGGUGCUGGACACGGCGGCGAGGCUGGGCAAGUGCUACCACUGGGUCGUGUGCGGCGGCGUGAUGGGCGGCGAGAACAAGCAGAAGGAGAAGGCGCGUCUGAGGAAGGGCGUGAGCGUCCUGGUCGCCACGCCCGGUCGCCUGUUGGACCACCUGAGGCACACCACCGCGUUCAGAGCCGACUUACUUCGAUGGCUCGUGCUGGACGAGGCGGAUCGGAUGCUCGACGUCGGCUUCGAGGAGGACCUGAACGCCAUCCUCGCCGACUUGAACCGACGAACGGAGAACGCGGGGGAGCGGGGAACGAGGUGCACCGCGCUGCUGUCCGCGACGUUGACGGCGGGGACGAGCCGAUUGGCGGAUCUGGCGAUGGUGGAUCCGGUGACGAUCGAGAUUGAUCCGGAGGAACCCGAGUACGAACUCGCCCUCGCCGACGCCAAACAGAUGAUCGUGCGCAUGCCCGAGCAGCUCAGGCACACCGCCGUCGAGGUCCCCGCCAAGUGUAGGCUCGCCGCGCUGGCGGGGCUGCUGGCGGGGUGGAUGCAGGGCGCGGUCCCGAAGGUGAUGGUGUUCCUGUCGUCGUGCGAGUCGGUGGAAUUCCACUACAGGGUCCUGUCGUGGCUCGCGUCGGGCGGCAAGGCGAAGAAGGGGGCCAAGGGGCCAAGGGGAGCCGGCGACGUCGACGCGGGGGGAUAUUCCGUGUUUCGUCUCCACGGCGUCCUCUCGCAGACCGACCGCCGAGCCGUCUACCAGGGCUUCAGCAAGGCCACCGCGGGGGUGUUGCUGUGCACCGACGUGGGCGCGCGGGGUUUGGACUUUGUCGGCGUCGGCGCCACCGUCCAGGUGGAUCCCCCGUCGGACCCCACCACGUACGUGCACAGGGUCGGUCGAACCGCUCGACUCGGCGCCGAGGGCGAGGCGGUUUUGUUUCUUCAACCCCGCGAGGUCGAGUACGCGACGGUGCUGGGCGAUCUCGGCGUGAACUUCUGCGCGGCGUCGGUGCCCGCGAUGCUGGACGUGCUGGAUGGCGCCGCGGGUGGCGGGGGAGGAGGAGGGGAUUUCGAGCGUAACCCUCACCUCCAUCCCGCCGCGCAGAAGCUCCAGCGGAAACUCCACGCGGAGGUGUCCGGAGAUAAGGAGUUGCUCACGCUGGCCAAGGACGCGUUCAGGUCGUACGUUCGGUCCUACGCGACGUUCCCGAGCGACAUGAAGCACAUCUUUCACGUCAAGAGGCUGCACCUGGGCCACGUCGCGAGCGCGUUCGGGUUGAAGGAGGCGCCCGGCUUGAUCGGCAAAUCCGCGACGAGGGAGCGGCUGCAGGCGGCUAAGGACGCCAAGCGCAAG
Micromonas commoda is the source of this 1539-nucleotide messenger RNA. RefSeq lists its product with no specific name. Gene Ontology annotation, cellular component: nucleus. NCBI's taxonomy places the organism in Eukaryota, Viridiplantae, Chlorophyta, Mamiellophyceae, Mamiellales, Mamiellaceae. The record is from RefSeq and is a predicted model, not a curated record. Gene Ontology annotation, biological process: ribosome biogenesis. The transcript is spliced from 2 exons. Gene Ontology annotation, molecular function: ATP binding; nucleic acid binding. The annotation marks the transcript as partial.